Mangifera indica (mango) is the source of this 487-nucleotide messenger RNA. Its product is annotated as 60S ribosomal protein L39. The record is from RefSeq and is a predicted model, not a curated record. Gene Ontology annotation, cellular component: cytosolic large ribosomal subunit; ribosome. Gene Ontology annotation, biological process: translation. Gene Ontology annotation, molecular function: structural constituent of ribosome. Bases 134 to 289 code for a protein of 51 amino acids. The transcript has 3 exons. NCBI's taxonomy places the organism in Eukaryota, Viridiplantae, Streptophyta, Magnoliopsida, Sapindales, Anacardiaceae.
UUACCGCUGAAAUAACUGUGAUCUAUUUAAGGACGACCUAGCCAUCUGCUUCUAGGGUUUUAUUCUCCAUCAGCAGCAGCAGCAGCAGCUUCAGCUUCGUCAACCUCUGGUCUCCGAAGCUUCACAGGGGAAAAUGCCGUCACACAAGACGUUCAUCAUCAAGAAGAAGCUGGCGAAGAAGAUGAGACAGAACAGGCCCAUCCCUCACUGGAUCCGAAUGAGGACAGACAACACUAUCAGGUAUAAUGCGAAGCGGAGGCACUGGCGCCGCACCAAGCUAGGAUUCUAAGAUGGAUGAGUUAGUUUAAGCAUUUGAUUUUGUUAAGCGUUGUUAGUUUAAUUGCAAGACUGAGUUUUGUUUUAAUUUUUGAAGCAACUGAUAGAUUACCAAUUUGAGAUUUAUUUUAUGUUUAAUCGUUUCAAGUUAUGGUAUUGAUACUGACUAAUCUAUCUAUUUCAAUGUGAGAUGUUCAAGUUGCUUUUCUAA